AUGGGUAAUAGACAACAAAAGCAACAACAUCAUAGUCAUAGAAGGUAUCAUCAAAUUGAACUUGAUCAUCCUGAUACUAUUUAUUUACCGAAUGGUAUUGUUUCUGGUACAGUUUUAACUACAAAAAAAUGCAAAUCAUUUAUUUUAUUAACAGGAAUUAUUCGUUUUGAAAAACAUAAGCAAAAACAAAUAGAAAAUUGUGAGAUUAUAUUCUUUUCAUCAAAACUUUCACUUAUUUCAUCGUGUACUACAAAACAAAACUUUCGAUUUCAUUUAAAUGAACAUCUUCCACCUUCAUUUAAUAAUUUAAAUAUUUUUCCAAAUAUAUCCUAUUCAAUUAAUUUAGUUUAUAAAAAAUCGAAAGAAAAAAUUUAUUCUUCAAUUCCAAUUUAUAUUUAUCCUUAUAUUCAAAUCGAUCAACCUUCACGUUUAACACCAUUAUUUUUUGGUUCAAUAGAUAAUCAAUGUUAUAAAACAAAUAUUAAAAUUAAAAUAAAUCGUUCAGUCUUUAAAUUUGGUGAUGUUAUUCAAAUCUUUUAUGAACUUCAAAAUCCAUCAGAAGAAUAUAUUCAAAAGAUUGAUAUUAGUUUAGGAAUUUAUUAUCUUGUAGAAUCCAAUAUUUAUCAAGAAGAUAUAUCAAAUAGUAUUGAAAAUACAAAUUAUAUUUUAUCGAAACAUAAAUUAAUUCGACAUCACACGUUACUAAAUAUUCCAAAUAAAACUUUUCUACCAGCAACAUUAAAAUAUAAAUAUGAUGAAAGAGAUAAUCGUUCAUUUUUUAAUUUAUCAAUUGAUUAUAAAAUUCAAUUUAAAAUUUAUCUUGGCAAUCCAGAAGAUCUAUGGCAAAUAGAUGUUCCUAUUAUUGUAUGUAAUGAUUUACUAAGUCAAACUGAAGUUCAAACAAGUGAUAGUUUAGAAAAACUUUGA
Adineta steineri is the source of this 927-nucleotide messenger RNA. Lineage: Eukaryota; Metazoa; Rotifera; Eurotatoria; Adinetida; Adinetidae. The record is from the annotation of a GenBank genome assembly.